This is a messenger RNA of Solanum verrucosum, 1002 nucleotides long. Its product is annotated as berberine bridge enzyme-like 22. The transcript has a single exon. NCBI's taxonomy places the organism in Eukaryota, Viridiplantae, Streptophyta, Magnoliopsida, Solanales, Solanaceae. The annotation marks the transcript as partial. The record is from RefSeq and is a predicted model, not a curated record. Gene Ontology annotation, molecular function: oxidoreductase activity; FAD binding.
AUGGCAAGCCUUCAAAUUCUUUCUCUUUUACUUUUUUUGGCCAAAUGUUAUUACUCCAAAGAAGAAGAUUUAGUCCAGUGUCUUUCUAAAUACUCUGAAACCAACGUUACACAAAACAUUUACACCCUAAAUUCUCCAACUUAUUCGUCUGUCCUGGAAUAUGCUCAGAAAAAUCCGAGAUGGAUGAAUUCAUCACAUCCUAUUUUCAUAGUCUCCCCUACAAAAGAAUCAGAUAUCAAGCCGGUUAUUCUCUGUGCAAAAAUAUUAGGAUUGCAAAUUAAAAUAAAAAGUGGUGGCCAUGACUAUGAAGGCAUAUCUUUUCGCUCUGAAACCCCGUUUGUUAUGCUUGAUUUAAGCAAUCUUGACAAAAUCGAGAUUGAUUUAAAAGAAGGAACAGUUUGGGCUCAAGCAGGGGAGACUCUCGGCCAGCUUUACUAUGCAAUUGCCAAGAAAAGUAAAGUUCAUGCAUUUCCAGGCGGUGUCUGCUUUACUGUUGGCACUGGUGGAAUCAUCAGUGGUGAUGGGCUCGGUUCAUUGAUGAGGAAAUUUGGCUUAGCAUCUGAUAACGUUGUAGAUGCUCACGUAAUGGAUGUAAAUGGAAAUAUUCUUGAUAGGAAGAAAAUGAAAGAAGAUUUGUUUUGGGCAAUAAGAGGAGGUGGAGGAGCAAGUUUUGGUGUUAUUUUAGCAUGGAAACUCAAACUUGUUCGUGUUCCGGACAAGGUUACUGUUUUCACUGUUUACAAGAAGUUAGACAGUAACCAAAAUCUACUCCAAAAAUGGCAAAACACAUCACAUCAACUACCUGAUGGUUUGUUCAUCAGAACAGUUAUCCAAAAUGAUGGAACAGGGAAUGACCAGUAUGUUUUAAUGUUUUUUCAAGCACUAUAUCUCGGACCUGUUGAUGAGUUAAUUCCAUUGCUCAAAGAAAAAUUCCCUGAAUUUGAUUUGGAGAAAAAAGAUUGCUUCCAAGAGCCUGUUGUGGAUUGUAGUAACAUGCCCCCA